UUCAAAUCAAUAUGGCUUUUUCUUCUUCUUCCACUACCAAAAUGUCCCUGAAACUUCUCAUAGAUACAAAGAAUGACAAAGUUCUCUUUGCUGAAGCUUCAAAAGCUGUCAUAGAUUUUCUGUUCAACUUGCUAUGCUUGCCAAUCGGUACAGUAGUUAAGCUCCUAACCACAAAUGGCAUGGUUGGUAGCUUAGGAAAUCUGUAUCAGAGUGUUGAAAAUCUCAACCAAAAUUACAUUCAACCAAACCAAACUAAAGAUGUUCUGUUAAACCCAACAGCUCAAAGCUCUUCAACUCAUGAAAUCGAUGGCUUCCUUACCCACAAGUACAACAGUGACAGUCACAGUAACAGUGACAGUGACGAUGAUGACGAUGACGACGAUGAAGGGACUAAGUUAUACAUGUGCCCAACUAAAUGUUGUUUUCAGGUGGCAUAUGAUAUAACUAGAUGUAGUCGUUGCUCUAAGUAUAUGAACCAUGAAGUACGUUAUGUUGGAAAUAGAAAGGUUGCUGAUGAGAAGAAAGCUUGGAAUGUUAAGAGUGGUUUUGUGAAAGAUGUUAUAACUUUUAUGGUGAUGGAUGAUUUGGUUAUUCAACCCAUGUCAACAAUUUCUAGCAUCACACUGUUGAACAAAUUCAAUGUCAAAGAAAUUGGUACCUUACAAGAAAAGGUGGUUGAGUUGGGCAUGGAUGAGGGUAUCAAGUUGCUAAAGGCUUCUCUGCAAUCCAAGCGUGUUUUGACUAGUGUUUUUCUCAAGAAGAAAUAUUGAUAUGCAAGGAAUAACAAGAAGGAUCUUUCAUUUAUCAUUUAUUAAUCUAGUUUAUUUUGGAAAGGUUUUAUGAAUCUACUAGUUGUUUUGAGAACAUGGGAUUUUGGCUUCUUGUCUUUCUAGUAUAUUAGUACUGUUUAAAAUUUUGCAUGCAAUGCUUUCUACUUUGUUCUGAAUGAU
Messenger RNA from Trifolium pratense (red clover), 950 nucleotides. RefSeq lists its product as uncharacterized. The record is from RefSeq and is a predicted model, not a curated record. The transcript has 2 exons. Bases 12 to 770 code for a protein of 252 amino acids. NCBI's taxonomy places the organism in Eukaryota, Viridiplantae, Streptophyta, Magnoliopsida, Fabales, Fabaceae.